AUGGCACAUUAUGAUAUCCAGAAUAUUGGGAAUUUUCCUGUUGGUCUUCAGUUGUCGAUUAAAAUUGGAGAGUUUUCCUCCAAGAGUCCCCAUGACCAAGUCUUGGUCAUCAGCGAAGAGAUGAUAGAAUGGCCUAUUGCAUUCACAGAGACACCCCAAUCUGUGUGUAGCCAGAGCUGUGGCCCAGGAUUCAUGAAAAUACCACAGGAAGGAAAACCUGUCUGCUGCUAUACUUGUACUUUUUGUCCAGAGAGAUACAUUUCCAAUCAGACAGAUGCAGACCGGUGUGUCCAGUGUGCAGAGCGUGAGUACCCAAACAGUGAGAGAAAUCGCUGCCUCUCCAAGCUGGUGACCUUCUUAGCCUUCGAGGAUUCCCUGGGGAUGGCUCUGACCUGCAUGGCUCUGUGCUGCUCUGUCAGCACAGCUGCAGUGUUGGGUGUCUUUGUGAAGCAUCGACACACUCCGAUAGUCAAGGCCAAUAAUCGGUCUCUCAGCUACAUCUUGCUCAUCUCCCUCCUCCUGUGCUUUCUCUGUUCCUUACUCUUCAUUGGCCGUCCCCAAACAGCCACUUGUGUCCUCCAGCAAAUAAUGUUUGGCCUUGUGUUCACAGUGGCUGUUUCCACGGUGCUGGCCAAGACCAUCACCGUGAUUCUGGCCUUCAAGGUUACGAAACCUGGAAGAACCAUGAGGCAAUUGCUGAUAUCAAGAGUUUCUAACUCUGUCAUUCCCAUCUGCUCCCUGAUCCAGCUGAUUUUUUGUGGUAUUUGGUUGGGAACCUCUCCUCCCUUUCUUGAUAGAGAUGCUCACGCUGAGCAUGGCCACAUCAUCAUUGUGUGCAACAAGGGCUCAGUCACUGCCUUCUAUUGUGUCCUGGGAUACCUGGGCUUCUUGGCCCUGGCGAGCUUCACUGUGGCUUUCCUAGCCAGGAAUCUGCCUGACACAUUCAACGAAGCAAAGUUCCUGACGUUCAGCAUGGUGGUGUUCUGCAGUGUCUGGGUCACCUUCCUCCCUGUCUAUCACAGCACCAAGGGGAAGAUCAUGGUAGCAGUGGAGGUCUUCUCCAUCUUGGCCUCCAGUGCAGGGCUCCUGGGUUGCAUCUUUGCUCCCAAGUGCUAUAUCAUUCUCAUAAGACCUGAGAGGAAUUCUUUGAAAGAGUUUAACAACAGGAAAUGCUCUAAGGGAUGGUGA
This is a messenger RNA of Lepus europaeus (European hare), 1188 nucleotides long. RefSeq names its product vomeronasal type-2 receptor 116-like. The transcript is spliced from 3 exons. Gene Ontology annotation, cellular component: membrane. Gene Ontology annotation, molecular function: G protein-coupled receptor activity. Lineage: Eukaryota; Metazoa; Chordata; Mammalia; Lagomorpha; Leporidae. Bases 1 to 1188 code for a protein of 395 amino acids. Gene Ontology annotation, biological process: G protein-coupled receptor signaling pathway. The record is from RefSeq and is a predicted model, not a curated record.